Molecule: messenger RNA, 486 nt
Organism: Suhomyces tanzawaensis NRRL Y-17324
Lineage: Eukaryota; Fungi; Ascomycota; Pichiomycetes; Serinales; Debaryomycetaceae
Product: nuclear transport factor 2 family protein
Exons: 1
Coding region: 1-486 (161 amino acids)
Source: RefSeq, a predicted model, not a curated record
AUGAGAUUUUCCACUGCUAUCGCCGCUUUAAGUGCCCUUGUCGUCGUCGCUGCUGCUCCCACUGAGUCCCAGGACGACAAGCACUUGUUCCAUGCUCCACACUGUCCACCACAAUGGUCGUCGCCUGAGGAACAGGGAUUGGCCUUCUACGAGUUCGUCAACACCUUCUACGUGGAGGGCAACACCACAGCCGCUUUGUUGAACUUCGUUUCUCCUGACUACAUCCAACACAACGUGUACAUCGAUAGUGGAAGAGACAACGCCCAGAAGGCCCUCGAAGGAAUCUUCAAGGAUUCUACCAUCACGCUCGUGAACGUCGGCUUCCAAAACAACGUUGGCUACGUCCACUACAAGGUCACCGAGGAGGGCUCGCCCGUGACUGCCUUCGUUGACGUCUACAGACUCAACGGUACCUGCGUGGAAGAGCACUGGGACGUGAUCCAAGCGCUUCCUGCCAACGCCACCAACCCACUUGCCUUGUUCUAG